AUGAGGACGCUUGUCGCCCUUACCUUUUUAGGAUGUGUUUUAGUCGUUUGCUCAGGCCGCGAGACCGGCCGGGGCGAAUCGGACCUGGUGGCUGCUGCAAGUCAUCAUAAAGAACACCAUCAUGAAGAAGGCGGUGGCAAGGAACAUCAUGGCCACCAUCAUCAUGAACAUGGUGAAAAGGGUCACAAGGGUCAUAAAGGACACCACCAUCACCACAAAGGUGAACAUGAUGAACAUCAUAAACAUCAUCAUGCCGGUCAUCAUCACGAACAUGGCGGUGGUCAUAAGAAGCACUGGGAUGAACAUGAUCAUCACGGUAAGCAUCAUGAGCAUGGACAUCACCAUAAGGGUGGAAAACAUCACCACAAAAAACAUCAUGACAAAGGUGAAGAAACUGAAGGUUACCAUAAGAAGUACCAUAAGGACGAAUAUCACAAGGACCACCACUUCUAUGAUGACCACCAUAAAGAAGGAAAACAUCAUAAGCACGGCAAACACCACGGUCAUCACGAGAAAAAGGGCGGUCAUCACAAAAAAGGAGGUCAUCACCACUCCGGUCAUGAAGAACAUCACCAUGGUAAAAAGGGACAUCAUGAUAAGCAUCAUUAUGAUGAAGAUCAUAAGGGUCAUAAAGGACAUCAUGGUCAUGAAGAACACCACCACCAUCACGAGGGACACGGAAAGAAAGGCGGCCAUGAGGACCAUAAGCACUGGGGAUUUCAUCAUGGAAAGCACUAG
Molecule: messenger RNA, 738 nt
Organism: Melitaea cinxia (Glanville fritillary)
Lineage: Eukaryota; Metazoa; Arthropoda; Insecta; Lepidoptera; Nymphalidae
Product: histidine-rich glycoprotein-like
Exons: 1
Coding region: 1-738 (245 amino acids)
Source: RefSeq, a predicted model, not a curated record